Amoebophrya sp. A25 is the source of this 5256-nucleotide messenger RNA. Lineage: Eukaryota; Dinophyceae; Syndiniales; Amoebophryaceae. The record is from the annotation of a GenBank genome assembly.
AGGGCUGCGAUUUCGGACAGAGAUAGUGCGUCCGAGCAAGCUCUCUCGUACAAGUCGAUUUCAUCACGCACACGCACCGUGAGAAGAUAUUGAUAUUAAAUCAUAAUAUGAUCAAAAACUUGAUUGAAGAUCUCCUGUGGCCUCACUGUAAUUAUAGUAUCUUUUGUCAUCUUUCCUAGUUUGUGAUCAUAGAUAUCAGUCUCUAUUCACGUGUAAAAAGCAGUCUAGUACCUUAAACUUUUCAUUCGUAGAAAGAUCGUAAUAUGUUUAGGUGUUUGCGGUUUAUGCACAACAACCUUUUGGAAUAAUAGAAGCUGCACGGAAGAGGAAGCACUAAGCUGUCAUUCGAAAUAGAAGCACAAGCAAACUGAGCUUGUUUUAGGUGUAAUAAAAGCAUGCAGAACGAAGUAGAGCAGUCGUCUAUAAAGUCCUGGUCAUUUCACAAUAAGACUAGACGCGCGCUCAAUUCGCUGCCAAUGCUAAGUUGUUAGUUUUACUUCAAUAAUUGCACGAACUGCUGUUCAUCAAAUACGCUUUUCAUCAUCAUCAUCAUCAUCACAAGCCUUGUUUGAUCUUUGUAAAAAGCACUCGGUAGUAGAGCACGUUAUCAUGAAUGGUGUUGUACUAGCACACUAAGCUAAAGAUUUUCAUGUACUAAAGAUACGCGUCCGUGCAUACUAAGUUACUAGUUGUGUAAGUAUUCUUUCAUAUUCAGUGUGUAAAUCCACCUAUCAAGUUGUUGUAACUACAAGUAGAGCCAAUUAUUACCAACGUUCAGCUCCUGAAUUCUAUAUCUUGUUCAAAAUGCUGUUUUUUUUGGAGAAGUAUCGUCUUCCCUCAGCAGCUGUGGCUGUUGCAGCAUGUCUGAUAGGCAUAGCGGACUGUGCGAUGCUGCAGCGCGCUGGUCGUAGUGGACUCCUGUCCGAGUCCUCUUUGGUGGGGAACCCAGAUACUAGAAAGACAAUCCACGACACCAACACAGACUUCAUGAUCAAAGAAAAACCACAUUCUCCUCGUCAUGAAAAGCCUCUUCUCGGAACAAGAACCGCGUUUGCGGUGUCGCGAGAUAGGCAAGAGCUUGUGGAGGGACCCCAGGGCAUGGACGUGGACGUGGAUGGACCACAGAAACCACGCGUAUUAACAGGACAGUCUCCGGAGUCCAUGGACGUCGAUGUCUCAACAACGGAACAGGCCUCUGCAGACGCAGUGCCACCGUCUCCGCAAGAGACCUCUUCGGUGAUGACGGUGUCUCCCCAAGAAGAACCGUUGCCGACGAGUGAAGUCGAACCUAGUUCACCCAGUGUGGUUGAGCCCAGUAGUUGUAGCACUAGACCCAGUUCGCCCAGUGUGGUUGAGCCUAGUUCUAGAACUCCACAUAAAAACGUCGCUCCUCGCAGAGCACGCCGAACAGCUUCGCCUCGUAGAGGCAAGGAGGCAGUUUCACACGUUGUACAAGCACCUCAGGGACCUGCUUCAGGAGCACAUCAACCAAUGGAAGUUGUCGUGGAAGAGCAGCGGCACGAGGAUGCUGUAGUUGAGCCUCUACGAGCUGACUACUCGAAAUUGGAUGCGCAGCUCGACGUGGAGCAUGCGCGUUGCACCACAGAUUACGGAGCUGCGCACAACCGCAUGCGAAGGCGUUUUCCUGCAACAUUCGCGCUUCGGUCAGGAAUGUCACCGCUCCAUCAGGCGGCGUGUGGCGGCUACACGCGGCAAGUGGAAUUCUUAGUGGACAAGUGCUGCUACCCCGCAGACUUGUGCGACGAAUGCAACAUCCGACCGCCUCUGUUUUUAGCCGCUCAGUUUGGGCACGCCCAAACAGUCGAGUGUCUCCUACAAAGGGGAGCCCAUGUGGACGGCUUCGUCGCAAUAAGGAGAUGCGCUUCUAAAUGUUUAUGAACUGGUGGCAGAAUAAGGUAAAGUUCUUAGGGGAAUACUUGGAUGAAGGGGAAUACUAGGAUACUUCACAUCAUUGAGCUUCCUUUUUCCUAAAAUGAGUUUUUUUGUCCAUGUUAGUAGCGAUUUUUUCGUGGUAGCUAGUGAAAACUAAGAUGAAAGUAUACUCUCCUAACUUCAAGUGCGAAUAGCUACGUGUCAGGGGAGUCUCCCAUUAACGGUCUGUGGAAUCCGAACGAUCCAGGGUCGUACUGCGCGACGGAGGACGGACGAUCAUGCGUAGCAUUUGGAGACGGGGAGACGACCGAUGCGGCCAUGACUCCUCGAACCGUAAGCAAAGCGACUAGUGCCUCAGCUUCGUGUGCUGGUGCUUACAAGCAACAAGUUCUUGCAGAUGAAGAACAACAUGAACAUUAUAGGGAUUUAGAUGAACAUCCAUCGGCUGCUGUUGAUGCUGGUGGCAGGCAUCAUCUAUCUUCGAAUGCGAGUGCUAAAGGUAGCGGUCGUGAUGGAAGAGCGGGCUCGUCUGGUCUCAACCGCGUAGCUAGUGAAGAAAGUCGCCACGGCAGUCCAACAUCAGAGACGAAAAGGAAGAGUCGAGUGAGACUCGCUAGUCCUGGUCUUCUGCCUCGAUGCGAGCGAGGAGAUACAGAAGGUAAUAUUAACGAUAAAGAACUACAAGACGCAAGAACUUCUUCCCUGACCAUGAUGAGCAACCAGGACGCAGCUUCGCCAUCAAUGAACAAAGAUUCUGCAAAGCAAGACGCAUCUUCGCCGUUGUAUUCGGGGACUGCAGCUGGACGCAGUCGCUUGGGCAGUUACACCUCAGUGGACACACCUCCAUUGGCUUUUGCACAACAUGCUUUGGAGGGGAAUCUCACGUCGAUGGAUCUGCAAAAUGAUAGCCGCGUUCCAGCAAGGGGUGCCGAUCCUACAUCAGCGUCUUCCAAUCCCGCAGCAGCAGCAUCUUCUGCUUCUGGUGCUGCACUUCUGGUGCAGCAGCAUCCUGUUGCACCACAGGACGCACUUCGCGUGCUCCAAUUUGAGACCACAGUACAGCUGAAGUCUUCACCUAACAGGGGUAAAUGCAAGACGAAGGAGAAACACCAAGAUUUCCAAGAUACCUGGAUACCCGCACAAAGCAAAACGAAGAAGGAGCAGAAUCAAUGCAAGACGAAGGAGAAACACCAAGAAGGUACGCGCUUGCAGCAAGUAUCAACGAACAUUCUGGUGCCAACUACCCCGAACAUCAAUGUUGAAACGUCCUCUGCGGCUUCCACACCUCGACGUGUCGUGAAAAAGGUGGAUAUCAAGCUGCCCACUACUUCCGAAACUGACAUGUUAACUCCUCGUUGCAGCCCAAGAGCUGGAGGCGCAGCACAAGAACCACAACACGACUCGUUCUCUUCGCCGCGGCCUACGCGCGUCGAACUUACCGUCCCUCCUUCCCCCGCCGUCCCUCCUUCGCCGUUCGGAGAAGCGCCGCCUGAACUCGAUGCCGAUCUUCUGGGAUCAAGCGCUACAAAUAGCAGUCUUCCACCUGAGGAUGAUUAUUUUCGCGAAUACGGGCUUGACGUCGAGGACGAACGGGGAGAUGUGCUCUCGUUGUGCGAUCGCCUUGGAGCACAGGAAGAAGAAUUUCUCUGUUUCGGCCGAAGACAUUUUGCUUCGACCGCCGCUGAGGAUCCUGAACCAGAAACUUAGGCUUAUAGAAUAUCACAUCCUUUUAGAUUUAGACUGAGGAGGUUGAGUCUAAUUUGUAGUACGGUUACUAUAAGCAAACGCAGUCAAGUUCCGUGAUUUUUGAGUCUGAUCAGCAAUAAUUUCAACAAAGAUGCGUACUAACAUCGACGUCAUCAAGUGGAGAAAUGAGUCAGCUUCACGUAUAGACAGGAAUAGUUUUCGAACCCUAGUUUUGAGAUAAGUUUUUCUAAUGAAGUACAGCCUUACAUGCCGCGGCGCGAGGGGGACACGGCGGCUGUACGCGUUUGCUAUUAGAUAACAAAGCAGACCCAAAUGUGCGUGAUGCGCAAGAUAAAACCCCACUCGUGCUCGUCCUGGAAAGACACUUUCAGCGACCCGGUCGCCCUCAUAGGCUUAAGCAGGCGACGUGCCGCGUCGAAAACCUCAAUAUACCAGAAUCGCUAAAACAAGAAUUGCAUCACGAACUUUUUUAUGACUAGUUGUAAAGCUUAUCCAUGAUGAGCAUGCUUACUCAAUAAGCACGAUAAGCUAGGAACAAGCAUAAGCAUCCAUUACUCAAUAAGCAUAAGCCGAAGCUAGUAGACUCGAAAUAAGGUAGCAAGAAGAUGCACUAGCAGUGAUGAAUGACAGGGAGAUUUGAGUGAGACUUGACAAGUAGUUCCGAGUAAAUUGAUGAUUUUACUGCGUGAGAAGUUGCUCAUUGUCCCUCGAGUUUCAUCUUGCAUGUUUGAUCUUAUUGUGAGUAGCAAGCUUGACCCCUUUCACAUUUGGCAGCAGCACCGAGAGCAGCAACAGGGAAGUAGUUCAAGCCAGCAUCCUCGGCACUGCGAUUAUCGAGAACAAGUUCAACGUGAGGUGCAUUUGCGUGACGAAUAUAGGCAGGAAUCAAAAAAAGCGCUGCUGUCACUCUUUAACUUAAGGGUUCUAAGUUAACCUUUCUAUGCGCAUUGUUGUAUCUAUGACGUUUAUUUUCACGUCAAGGAAAGUCAUAUGCCUUGUAGGGACGCACAGAAUAGAAAGUAAAGGAAAGUCAUACAUAUGCGAGAUAAGUAGAUAGGGCAACUGGAAACCUCUAAUGCACGAAGAGAAAGCCUGGACGAAAGAAUUGAAUCGCAGAUACGCGUUUUUCUGCACGCAAAUCGUCGAAGUGCUGAAGUUAAGACACGAAAAGAUGCUGGUGAAUUAGAGAAAUCACAUCUGAUAGAUGAUUGAGCUGUGUGUGCGGUUUCUAGCAACGCAAAAGAACAACAAUGUCGUGCCGAAUGAGGUGUUACUGAGUUGUCACCACAGUAGAGUAGAUUCUUUUUCGCCGUUUUCAUAGUCGUGAGCGCUCACUUCUCCGAGGCGAGCCAAUUCCUAUCCUAUCCUAUUUUUACAUUUCCUUUGAAAGUCCAGCAAGAUCUUGUGCUACAAAGUAGAAGGUUUUUUUCUCUUUCUCUUUCUUUCACCUAGACUUCAAGUACAGGCUUAGUAACGUUGCACUUCAUCUCAUCUCUUUCUCCUCCUAGUGAAUCGGAAUUACGUCUAAUGACAGAGCUGCUAGAGCGCGGCGCCGAUUUCGAUACGAACUUGUACGAGGGCGAUGCCCAACGGAUGCUCGAAUACGCAUUGCGGUAUGUUCGGAAAGACGAAGAGAGCAAGAUCGGGACUAAAUAA